AUGUCUAGCAGAUCGCUUUGGCAGAGACACAAAAACAAAGUACUGUUUUCAUCGGCUACAGUAGCGUUUCUCUUCAGUACUGGGGCAGUCUCACUGUAUUUGAUCAAAAAAUGGCUAUGGCGACAACAACUAAAAAUUACAGAACAACAAUUCGUCAAAGAGCAAAUCAAGCGAAGGUUCACACAGACUCAACAGGAUGCGCUUUAUACGAUCUACGAACUUGUUCCAGUACUUUCGCUAGUCUUGGCCAAAGACCUGGACGUGGAUGAAAUCGUGGAGUCACUGAAAGGCAAAAAGCUAUCGAGAAGACUCUCUCGUGAAAAUAAGCCUGCAGACCACGAUGGGCUCUCAUCCGGUAUGAGUACUAGCAUUACAGAGGCCCAGAAUACGAACACAGGACGCGCCCACGCUGAGGACGCUAAAACAAAAGCAGAACUGUGGGAUGACUUGAAGCUCAAAUCGCUCACCAAACUGUGUACAGUAAUCUACAGUGUCUCCUCGUUGUUGCUUUUGACACGGCUUCAACUCAAUAUACUGGCAAGAAGAGAAUACCUCGAAACGGCAGUUAAGGUGGCGGUCGAAAAGGAAUCGUCAACCCAGACCUCGCUCACAUCUUGGAUCACCAGCUUCUGGCAAGCUUCUCCAAGACCGCUCCACCGUCCUCAGGACCAGGAACCCGAGAGUCCUAACAUGUCGGAAGAAGCAAGACAAGCGCGGAAGUCUAAUUACAUCAACGAACAGGCAUUCUUAUCGUUUUCAUGGUGGUUAUUGAAUCGCGGGUGGCUUCAAUUCAAAUCUUUGGCCGAAACGCUGAUUUUGCGUGAGUUCGGCCAGUUGAAGCCGCGUGAUACUCUCUCAGUCGAGGAGUUUAGCGAGCGAUUGUCCAAUGUAUUGCAUUCGAUCAAUCAAGAACUCUUCUCGCAGUCUCAAUCAGAAGCCGUUAAGCAGCCUUCACUGCAACAAAUUUUGCUUCCGGAUCUCAAUCUCGAGCAGUUCGUGCUUCAGCAAACUUUGGAUUCUGACGCUUUAAAGCUGCUGUACGAAGACAGUACUGUUUUGCGUCAAUUGCUGAACGAAACUAGCAAAUGCGCUCAGUCCACGGCGUCUCUAAUUGUACUGGAAAGCCUGGUAAACGAUGCUUUCCAAUUUACCAUGUUGCAAGUUGAGGAAAGCGUCUCUAAAAAAAGUAAACGUAAGACUCCUAAGGAAAUUGACGAUACUUCAUCAUCGGCUGGUGCCACCCAAGCAGAAGACUCCAAGUUCCAAAUGGCGUUAUUCUCAGUAACAUGUAAAAAUUGUUGCGAUGAAAUGCUUAAGAGCGGAGUAGUGUCGAUGAAUAACAUGUUUUUGCAGAGACUAGAUUCCAUUCCCGAACUUGACGAUCUUAGCGCAAGUGUUUACAGUAAUUUCGGGUUCUAA
This is a messenger RNA of Lachancea nothofagi CBS 11611, 1419 nucleotides long. Lineage: Eukaryota; Fungi; Ascomycota; Saccharomycetes; Saccharomycetales; Saccharomycetaceae. The record is from the annotation of a GenBank genome assembly.